AUGAACCGAUCAGGAGGCAAUCCUGACGAAAAGCCGACGGCUCAGAUGACCCGUGCACAUUGCACAGAACGGUGACAGAGCUGUAAACUACAGCGAUGGAUAUACAGAAGAAGCACCUGUGCCCCCGCUUGGUGGAUUAUCUCGCCAUUGUGGGGGCCAGACUACCCUCAGUCUCUCGCCAGCCUGUGCAGGUACGAUUCCAGAAUUAUUGCGAAGAUAUCCGGUGGAAAAUCACAAAGAUUUUCCAUUGCCGCUGGAUAUGGUUUAUUUCUGUCAACCCGAGGGUUGCACCAGCGUGGGCCCGAAACGCACAGCCUUACGAGAGGCCACCUCCUUUACAUUCACCCUCACGGACAAAGAUUCCGGGAAAACUCGCUAUGGUAUCUGCGUGAAUUUUUAUCGACCAAUAGAAAGGGCAGGAGUUACGGUCGGGGCUGGGGUGUCAGUGAAAAGGGACAAAUACAAUACCACGUUUCGAAGGGAGAGCUGGAGAAAGAGCAUGGAAAAGAGCACAGAUUCUGCGUUUUCUAGCGACUAUAGGAGCAGUGCAGUGGGCCCUAGCGAUUCAGAGAAAGAUUGUCCGAGCAGCAGAAGGGACUCUGACACUUCGCAUAUACCGAGUGCACCGAGAUUAGGUAUCACUGCACCAAGUGGAGACAGUGAAAGUGGAGGAAGUCAUUCACCGUCUCCGCGUGCAUCGCGCAGACGACAGAGGAUACGGAAUCACUCGCUAACGUCGUUAUGCAUCAUCUCUCAUCAUCCGUUCUUUUCAAUGUUCCGCGAAUGCCUUUUCGUUUUGAAGAAGAUCAUCGACGCGUGCAACGAAAGUUCCUCACCGCAGAAAGUCGGUGCUUCCAGGCAGACUAACAGAGACACGGUGUGGAGCGUUUUAACAGGACAAACGCUGGAAGGAACACCAUCGAUUGUGUUGCACGACGUACGAGAGAUCGAGACGUGGAUACUGAGAUUGCUGAGCAGCCCUGUACCCGUGCCAACAAAGACACGCGUCGAGGUCGAGAUCGUGUCACAAAGUAUGCAGCCACCACUCUGUUUUGCACUUCCAGACCACACUAGAUUUUCUCUCGUUGAUUUCCCUCUGCAUCUACCCCUGGAACUUCUUGGCGUUGACAUAUGCUUGAAGGUCCUCACGUUGAUUCUCUUGGAGCACAAGAUCGUGUUGCAAUCCCGCGACUACAACGCCCUGUCGAUGUCUGUAAUGGCGUUCGUAACGAUGAUUUAUCCUCUGGAGUAUAUGUUCCCCGCGAUACCAUUGUUACCCACGUGCAUGAGCUGCGCGGAACAAUUGUUGCUUGCACCUACACCAUUUGUUAUCGGAAUACCCGCUACUUUUUUAUUGUACAAAACGAACUUUAAAAUGCCCGAUGACAUUUGGCUAGUGGAUCUAGACAGCAAUAAAAUAAACGCACCUACUGGUCUGGAUGAUCAAUUGCCCCCAUUGCCCGAACCAGAAAGCACCAUACUAAAGAACCACUUGACACAGGCAAUGGCUAGUAUGUCAAUUCCGCAACCACUUUCACAAGACAUUUCUCCGAGGACUUCUCUGCAAGCUCCAAGUAGAAGGGAGAGCCUAACUUCUCAUUUAAGUGUGUCGUCGAUGAAACACAGGCCAAGCAUCGACCAUCACGUGUACACGAGUCCAGCGAGUUCUCCGGGGAUCAGCGUAACAUCCCGUCACCGUCGCUCCUCUAUAUUCCAGUCAGCAGCCUUCGCGCCGCCUCAGGAUCCACUCUCGUCGCAAAUCCUGACACCGUUCAAUACGUUUAUCUACGGGAACGACGUGGACUCCGUGGACGUGGCCACCAGAGUGGCCAUGGUGCAUUUCUUCAACUCGCAGAACGUUCUGGCGAACUUCACCGAGCACACGAGGACACUGAGGCUAUACCCAAGGCCCGUGGUCGCCUUUCAGAUCAACUCUUUCCUUCGAUCGAGGCCGCGUGCCAGCCAUUUCUUGAACAAGUUCGCCAGGACUCAGGCGGUGGAGUUUCUGGCCGAGUGGUCGCUCACUCCGAACAACGUUGCGUUUCUGAGGGUGCAGACAGGGGUGUUCGACCCGGAUCAAGUCGGGGACAAGCCGAAAUGGUACGCCUCGGAUUUGGAGCCUAUUUAUUUCCCUGUUUGGGACAACGGCAGCUCGCUGGCGAACGCGUUAAAGGCGAUGAAGGAACACGAGAGCCAACCGACCGACGAGAGCGGGUCUGACUCCGAGGGUGCCGAAAGUACGAGUUCCUCUUAUUCCUCGUUGAGCGAUUUCGUAUCCGAGAUGGUGUCCUCUGACUUGUCUCCAAGCUACAAUUGUUCGCAAAUGGCACAACCUCAGCAGAUGGCCCUGUCUGUGGACCCGAAGAACGUUUAUAAUCCACCCAGUUCAUUGCAAUAUCCUGGAGUGGAGGAGGAGUCGACAGUGAGACCAGAAAGUCCACCGAGUACUUCCUCCAGUCACAGUGACUUGAGCAGUCCUAGUUUCAACAGAGACUCUGAGUUCGAGUUAAAUCCCAAAGCUCAAGAAGGUUCACAAUCAGCCAAUGACAAAGAGGAGGGUGGUAGCUUUGAAUCAGACUCAACAUCCACGAUUACACCACGCACAAUCCUGAGCGCACAAAGUUCUGUAGGACAGUUCGGAGUAGGGAAGGGACGUUCUUUAGCGACUACUCCGAGCAUCAAUGACAUCGAACGUCCUGCUACAUCCCACAGGACUUCCCGUGUCAGUAGAUAUGUCGUUCCCAUUCAACCAAGUGCAGCGAGUCUCCAGCGUCACCCAAGUGUGGGGAACGUUUUAGCCAGGGCGUCAAGCGGAACAGGGCCAUUUUCUCGACAGACGAGCAGCAAUAGCAGCAACGAAAGUGAAUCGUCAACAGCCUCCCGACAAUUAUCCUUCGGUACUAAUAAACAAGCUGAGAAUGUACAGAGACAAGGUUCCAGUGCCACUGGAAACGGUGUGUUGAGACAAGGUUCUCAAGGAUCGUUGUUCGAACAAAUAGCGAACCAGGCGAAGGAUUUGGUCCGUGAGACUACAAGACAGAGCAGUCAGGAUGGACUCCUUGCUCAAAUGGACAAGUUGACGCAACAGACGAAAAAAGCCAUGGGUGAAGCAACGAAAUCGGUUCAGGAAGUAUCAAAAACCGCCCUGGAGGCGAGCAAAACAGCAGCUGGUGUCAGUAAAAAUACAUUCGACGAUUUGACAUACGUGGGCAAGAGCACUUUCGGAGACUUGACGAAAAGUGCCAAAGAGGGUCUUGGCGAUACGCAUUCACCCCCAUCGCCUUCUGGUAUGUUACAACGAAGGGAUUCGAGUAGCACGCAAUUGGUCGCUUCGGAUAAUCGCGGAGGGCGCCGAGAUAUCGGACGUGAUUUUUUCAGCAAUAUUAGUAGUGAUUUAAACGGCAUUGCUACGCAAACGAGCAACAUGUUUAGCGAUCUGUUUGCUAAAACAGGACUGGUUGAACGUUCGUCAUUGAUAAAACAUUCGACGAAUAAGAAUAGCCAGGAAGACAUUCAAAGGAUGCAGAAUGCUGAGAGGUCCAGUACAAACAGCGACAAUCAAGCUUUCCUCACCGACGUGGUGAAUCAGGUGUUAAUCGGCGAAGGUGUCGGUUGGCUGAAACUGAACAGGCUGAAGAAAUUAAUGGAGGAUGAGAGCUAUCGAGAUCUGGUGGUGACGAAGUUGAACAAAGGUCUUAACAAAAAGAUUAGUCCUGACGAUCAUAUCGACGACGUGUAUAUCUCGAAGCCGGUUUACAAAGGGAUGCUAAAGUGCCUUCAAGCAGUGGCUCACGGUCUUGGACACACUUACAAUAACUUCGGUUUGGGCGGAAUGGCGUCAGUCUUUCAGUUAAUGGAGAUCGCGCACACACAUUAUUGGAGCAAGGACCUUUCGGAGGGUGGUUUCGAUAGUUCUCUAAUGUCUCAAAAACGCCUCAAGUUCAUUUGGAAACGUCACACGGUCAUCAACCACCGGCGAACGAAGGAGGAGGACAAUCGACGACUGACAUGUUCCUCGAUAUGUUCACCAAAAAAGGAAAGUUCCUCAGCAGGCUAACAUCAUUUGAUUCUGAGAGUGGGCGGGGAGGUGGAACAGGAAGCAGCGAAGCUUUGUCCACAGACGGAGGUAGCAUAAUCACUAAUCCUGCUUUUCGGCAAACGCACCAGGCUUCUUUCCGAAGCACUGUCUCUGAUAGCGAGGUCGAGCAAGGCAAUGUAAAUUGAUCACUAUUGAAUCAGUCUGUUAUUUUCUUUACACCCUAUAUUUAAACAUAGAAUACUUUCAAAUAGUUGCUAGCAGAACUCAGCUGA
Heterotrigona itama is the source of this 4311-nucleotide messenger RNA. The record is from the annotation of a GenBank genome assembly. NCBI's taxonomy places the organism in Eukaryota, Metazoa, Arthropoda, Insecta, Hymenoptera, Apidae.